AUGGACGUCAUGUUGCUGGAUGUAAGAAUGGCCACCCACAUAAAAGAAACAAACAAGAACAUGGCAAAAAAUCUUCUGCAUCGGAUUUCAGAGACCUCUGAGGACCUGAAGAUGAUGGAAGUGACCGACCACUUUGAACUCUUGCAUGAACUUGGAACAGGAUCUUAUGGAAAGGUUUUCAAGGGGAAACACAAAACCUCAGGUCAGAUUGUGGCUAUAAAAAUGUUGGCAAAGGAGAAGACCCCCACCGAUAACUUCCUCCUGGAAUACUGCAUCUCGCUCACGCUCAGUUGUCACCCGCACAUCAUCCUGACACACGAGAUUGCGUUCCAUACCAGUAGGGAUUUCGUGUUUGUUCAGGAAAUGGCACCGGCAGGGAAUCUUCAGUCUAUCAUUAAACAUAAGGUCGGCCUGCAGGAGGACAUGUUGAAGCGUUGUGUUCCUCAGAUAGCCAGUGCUUUGAACUUUAUGCACAACAGCGGAGUGGUCCAUCGGGAUGUCAAGCUGGAUAAUAUUCUUCUGAUGGAUGCAGAAUGUCACUGGAUAAAGCUGGCGGACUUUGGACUCACUCGGAUCCAGGGCACUCUUGUCCCUUCUCUGUCCUGGUGUAUACCCUAUACGGCCCCUGAAUUCUGCUGCUUAAGACAAGGAGAAGAGCUGGUACUGCAACCCAGUGUCGAUGUGUGGGCUUUUGGAGUUCUCAUCUACAUUGCUCUUACUGGAUUCUUCCCUUGGCAAGUGGCACUAGGCCGUGAUCAACAGUAUAAGGAGUUUGCUUGGUGGCAGGUGAAAAAGGAUCUGUCAGAAGCUCCAGGGAAGUGGAAGAAAAUCUCAACUGAAGCCAGAGGGAUGUUUUGGAAAUUGCUGACACUAAAUGCCUCUGAGAGGUGCUCGGCCAUGGACAUUCUGAAUUAUAUUCACCUGCCAUGGAAAGCGGAGGUCCCUUCAGAGCAGAUCAAAAUGAAUCCAAGCUUCCUACAAGUAAUAUGCAGACCAUAUGAUGUCCGUGCUGGAGACACAUCAAGCAGCACAUCCUGCAUUCUACUGGAUCAUGAGCUGCCCUCCCUUACUGUAGGAGCUGAGGUAGAGAUCACCUAA
This is a messenger RNA of Bufo bufo (common toad), 1098 nucleotides long. RefSeq names its product serine/threonine-protein kinase SBK1-like. The coding region runs from base 1 to 1098 and encodes 365 amino acids. NCBI's taxonomy places the organism in Eukaryota, Metazoa, Chordata, Amphibia, Anura, Bufonidae. Gene Ontology annotation, molecular function: protein serine/threonine kinase activity; ATP binding. Gene Ontology annotation, biological process: peptidyl-threonine phosphorylation; peptidyl-serine phosphorylation. The transcript has 4 exons. The record is from RefSeq and is a predicted model, not a curated record.